Papilio machaon (common yellow swallowtail) is the source of this 1387-nucleotide messenger RNA. RefSeq lists its product as uncharacterized. The record is from RefSeq and is a predicted model, not a curated record. Lineage: Eukaryota; Metazoa; Arthropoda; Insecta; Lepidoptera; Papilionidae. The transcript has 6 exons. Bases 72 to 845 code for a protein of 257 amino acids.
CAGUGCCUUACGCGGUGUGCUCGCGGCCAAACGUGUCUUAUGUCGUGAUAGUACAGUGAGUGAGUGCAGCCAUGGGUUGCGCCCGGGGGCUCUGCACCGCUGAGAAGAUCUUCAUAUUCAUCAACAUCGCAUUCGCGAUGUACGCUGGGGCGCUGCUGGCGACUGCUGCGAGGCUGGCUUGGGAUCCCAGCACGUACACGUGGUUCAGAUUCCUGUGCGCGGCGCAGUACCGGGUGUCUGCCGCGUACGUCCUGUUAGCAGGGCUGUGGCUCAUUGCAUUGGUAUACAUCGCGGCAGCCGCGCGACGAGCAGCCUGCCUCCAUAUUUACGCGGGUGGUGUGGCGUGUCUGGCGGUGAGCGAGGUGGCGUAUGGCGCGUGGAUGGCGGCGUCCCUUGCGGCGUGGUGGCGCAGCGCCCCACAGGCUGAGUUGGCGCGCCGAGCAAUGGACCUUGUGCACGACCUUAAGCCCGCGUUACUCGCCGUGGAACGGUACAGGGACAUCGCUAGACCAAUUUAUGACAUUAUUGAGGAAGUAGAACGAGAAGCGCCAAACAAUGUUGUCGUCAUCGUGAUAUUUGGUGUCGUUGGAAUGGUUUUACAGAUAGCAGCAUUUGUGAUGGCGCGCCGGCUGGCCACUAGACGUAGAAGUGCGGGAGAUGCUGCUGUGGUCGGUCACAGUGCGGCCAGCUGCAGCAGCGUGGAGUUGGAGAAGCGGCCGUGUGGACCUGGAGCUCCAGAUGAUGAUAGUGAUGUGGAGCCUGCGCCAGCGCUGCAUCCAUUACCGCCUGGUAGCCGCAAGAACGCCAACCUACGCAUGUACACUAUACUCGACAAGAUUUUCUAGCAGGACGAGAUGGAAUCAGGCGCUGUCGGCACCAGUAGGGGGCGUGUACAUCGCAGGGGGCGGAGACGUGGUGCGCGCGCCAACGCUGCGGCAGGAAUGAGCCGCGACGCGCGAUGGGACGCAGUGCACGCGCAGUUCCGCGCCUCCCGCACCCCCCACGCGCCCACUGCACCCACCGCACCCACCGCACCCACCGCGCCCACCGCACCCCCCGCACCCCACGCAGCGCUCCUCAUACUCCGAACUGAGCUUUAACGUCUCGAAUAAUAAUGAGUGUGAUAUUCGAAAAUAAACAUCCUAAAAUGGACUUUAAAACAAUAAGUUUAAGGUCUAUUUUUCUAUAUCCACUGUCAAUUAGUGGCCAACAACAAGUGAUACUCGAAAAUAAACAUCCUGAAAUGGACUUUAACACAAUACGUUUAAAGUCUAUUUUUCUAUAUCCACUAUCAAUUAGUGGUAACAUCGAAAUAUUGUGACUCGUGUUGUGAUUAACGAGGUUUGAUUUUUCUUUAAUCAAAGUAGCACUUUUAUAUAUAAGUAAA